CAUCUCUUUUUUUCCAAGCUGUGCAUGUGUGUGCUUGAAUGAUGUAAAGCAUCAUCAUGUGAUAGUGAGAAGCACUAUAUAUUUCUUAAGAAUAAAUUUCGAAGUUUGUAAAAAAAUUAUGUAUAUAUGCAGUAUAAGCUCACACAUCCAUUCUCUUUUUUGCACCAUUUUUGUGAAAACUUGUAACUUGAAAAUUGUAUAGGCUUUCAUCAUGUAAAACUGCAGUGGUUUCCCUUUGUUCUUGUUCACACUUGUGCACAAAUAUACACGUCUGCUUUUAUGUAUGCAUGCAAACUACAGCAAAAGCUUUGUUAUCUAGCACCCAUGGGAAAUGGGGGGUGCCAGAUAACAAAAUAUGCCAGUUAAUUGAGAGGCCCGAACAGAGGUCUUUGUCUGUUCAGGCCACCGGUUUUCCCGCCGUGUCCGGGGCAUCGCCACCCCUCCCGCCACAUCGCUGACCCUCCCGCAGGCCCCAAGGGACAGGGAGGCGGGCCCUGUGCAAGCCAUAGUGGGCACUUCUGGUUUUGCUUUUACCUUACAAGCUGGCAUGCCGAUUUAAUAGAGCGUGCCAGCUUGUAAGGUGCCAAUUAAGGAAGCUUUUACUGUAUCUUCUUCAUGUUCAAAUGCAUUGUUCCAGUCCUGCAGUCUGAUACAUGCACAUACAUGUCACGUACAGGUGUUAAGUUUCUACUGGGAGAAUUGCAGCUUUCCUGGUAGAAAUCACGAGCAUACAGAUAUUCACACCUGAAUAAAAAUUGCAGUUCCAGGAGAAAAAAAAAAUCCCCAACCUGGAGAACAAGUGCCAGUACACUUCCUUGCUACUCAACUCCUCCUGGAGACCAGGAGGGGUUGAGAAACAGGGCAAUGCUCCCCAUACCUUCCUGAGAAGGGGGUCACCCUGGUUUGGGAAAGGCAUGGGAAACAGUCGCUGUUUGCCUCUUACCUGUCCCAAGAAUAGUUGAGUGGUGGGGAAAGGCUCCCUUGUCUUCCAUAACCCUGGUCACCCCUCUGGAGAAGAUGUGGGGUGGGCAGCUGCUCUCACCCUUCAUAUAGUUAGGAUGGGGAAGAAAGGUACAGCCACUCUUUGCUCCCUGCCCACUCCUUAGAUCAGGGUCGCCAGUCUGAGAAGCAGGUUGGGGGCUUUGCCUGCUGCUCCAGUCCCUUCCACCUACCCGCUGGGAUUAAGACGACUGGAGCAGUUGCUACUUUCCAAGCUUUCUGUAGCCUGGGAUUACCCUGGUUUUAGAAAGGUGCAAGAAGCAGUGGGGAGGUAGGCAGCUGCAGUCUGAAUGCUUGUACUGCUCCCUCUCCCUGAAACAUGUUUCUAGCAGUGGAAAAUGUCUACCGUUAGAAAUUAAUGCCUGUUUGUGGCUGAAGACUGUUGAGGGAGGUUCUGUUUUAAACCUGCAAGUACUCCAGUAGAAAAAAUGUGAUAAAAUCUGAGGUUGACUUUACCCAAGGGAAGUCAUUUAGUUUACUUAAGAUGAGCUGACACUGCUGUAUGUUUGUAUAUAUUGUUGCUUUACUCAAAAGACCUUCUUAACAUCCAUUUGAACAGUGAAUGUGGGGAGAGAGCCCUAAAAAGCAUUAUUUUUGUGACAGUACCUCAGAUCUGUUACACUUGCACAUGAUAAUUUACGGGUACAGUAUGUCUUCUAAAGUACCAGAGCCUUUGCACACUCCCAUGCUUCUAGAUGUUCAUUGACUGCUUGAUUACUAGAAUAUUUUGAGUGAAGAACACAAUGCAACUUGGACUUCUCCUAAAUUUGAAAAAAAUGCUUAGUUGUUAAAUUAACUGUAAAGUAUUCCGAGCUCUGAAAAGUAUUCUGAGCUAUGCUUCCAUUUUCAUGAGUUGCUCCCUGAUUAUUCAGCCCUAAUUUAUGCUAAAUCAGAAUACUUUAGUCUCUUCUAAGAUUGUACCUAUCAGUGUUAGUGGAUUCUCCACCUGCAACUUCACAUCUUGUUGGGUCAGUCAGCGAUCCCACAAGAGAAUCUGCACCGCUCAUGGCAGUCAGUGGAGGAUGCUGCUUCGACAUCAGAAGUGGCAUGUACUUGUCCUGUACUUGUUCUUAGCUGCCACCUGACAGGGAGAACCAUAGCGAAAUUGAAAGACGCCGGAGAAAUAAGAUGACACAAUACAUCACUGAGCUGUCUGACAUGGUACCCACCUGCAGUGCGCUGGCCCGUAAACCUGACAAGCUGACAAUUCUCCGAAUGGCUGUUUCUCACAUGAAGUCUAUGAGGGGCACUGGAAAUAAGUCUACUGAUGGAGCAUAUAAACCUUCUUUCCUAACAGAGCAGGAGCUGAAACAUCUUAUCCUGGAGGCUGCAGAUGGGUUCCUGUUUGUGGUUGCAGCUGAGACGGGAAGAGUGAUUUACGUAUCGGAUUCGGUUACUCCCGUGCUGAACCAGCCCCAGUCAGAAUGGUUUGGCAGCACUCUGUAUGAGCAGGUUCAUCCAGAUGACGUGGAAAAACUGCGAGAACAACUGUGUACAUCCGAAAACUCUAUGACAGGACGAAUUUUGGACUUGAAAACUGGAACGGUAAAGAAGGAGGGUCAGCAGUCUUCAAUGAGAAUGUGCAUGGGGUCGAGGCGUUCUUUCAUUUGCAGGAUGAGGUGUGGAAAUGCUCCUUUGGAUCACUUACCUCUGAACAGAAUAACCACCAUGAGGAAAAGAUACAGGAAUGGGCUAGGCCCAGUAAAAGAGGGAGAAGCACAGUAUGCUGUCGUCCAUUGCACUGGAUACAUCAAGGCCUGGCCACCAGCAGGAAUGACUAUCCCUGAAGAAGAUGCAGAUGUGGGGCAAGGUAGUAAAUACUGCCUUGUGGCAAUAGGGCGGCUUCAGGUAACUAGCUCUCCGGUGUGCAUGGAUAUGAAUGGAAUGUCCGUCCCUACGGAGUUUUUGUCCAGACACAACUCUGAUGGAAUAAUCACGUUUGUUGAUCCAAGAUGCAUUAGUGUGAUUGGCUACCAGCCUCAGGAUCUUCUGGGGAAAGACAUACUAGAAUUCUGCCAUCCGGAAGAUCAAAGCCAUUUGAGAGAGAGUUUCCAGCAGGUGGUGAAACUGAAAGGCCAAGUCCUAUCUGUGAUGUAUCGUUUUCGUACCAAAAAUCGGGAAUGGAUGUUGAUCAGGACCAGCAGCUUCACUUUUCAGAAUCCUUAUUCUGAUGAGAUUGAAUACAUAAUUUGCACCAACACUAAUGUUAAACAACUUCAGCAACAGCAAGCAGAGCUUGAAGUGCAUCAGAGGGAUGGGUUGUCAUCUUAUGACUUAUCUCAGGUGCCUGUUCCAAGCAUACCAGCUAAUGUUCAUGAGGGUGGAAAGUCAGUGGAGAAGCCAGAUGCAAUCUUCUCCCAGGAGAGGGAUCCUAGGUUUGCUGAGAUGUUUGCAGGAAUAACUACUUCGGAUAAAAAAAUGAUGGCCUCAGCAUCCACUGCAGGAAACCAGCAGCUCUACUCCCAAGGAAGCCCAUUUCAGCCGGGACAUUCAGGAAAGGCUUUCAGCUCAUCUGUGGUACAUGUCCCUGGUGUGAAUGAUAUCCAAUCAUCUUCUUCAACAGGCCAAAAUCUGACCCAGAUAUCUCGCCAGUUAAAUCAGAGCCAAGUUGCCUGGACUGGGAGUCGCCCACCAUUUCCAGGACAGCAAAUUCCAUCACAGUCUGGCAAGGCUCAAUCAUCACCCUUUGGGAUUGGAACCAGCCAUACCUAUCCAGCUGAUCCGUCCUCAUACAGUCCACUUUCGAGCCCAGCCACCUCUUCCCCAAGUGGCAAUGCCUACUCCAGUCUAGCAAACAGAAGUGCAGGGUUUGCUGAAAGUGGUCAAAGCAGUGGACAGUUCCAAGGGAGACCUUCAGAAGUCUGGUCCCAAUGGCAAAGCCAGCAUCAUAAUCAGCAAAGCAGUGACCAACACUCUCACCAGCAGCCCAGCCAGACUGAAGUGUUCCAGGAUAUGCUGCCUAUGCCGGGGGAUCCUACCCAGGGUACUGGCAAUUACAACAUUGAAGAUUUUGCUGAUUUGGGCAUGUUUCCACCAUUUUCUGAGUAAUUCACGAAACAGGAAGAAAAGCCCUCUGACAUGCAGUUCUGCAAGACCAUUUCAGUGUAUUGUUGGCUCUGCUUUUUCUGUGUUGCAUUACUUGUAGAAGCUACUAAACAAGAAGUCACGUCUCUCAUGUUUCAGAUAGAGAUGUAGGAGCUCGCUUUCUCCUCCUUUCAGGGCAUGACUGCUGCCAAGGGAGAGACAGGACUAGUUGGUGCCCAUUGACAGAUCCAUAUUUUUAUUUUCUUGCCAUCUACCUCAGAGAUGAAAAACUUUGCUUGAUUGUGAAAAAUCUCUGAGUCUUAAAUAUUUGAAUGUGAAUGAUCGCUAGUAUUCCCUUUUGAAUGGUAAUUUUUAACUAGAUAAUGAAGUAACAAAGACUAACAAAGUGAAGGUAAGGUAACGUCGUGUUACAGUGCCAAUUUUUCCAUUUCAAUGCCUUGCUUUCAACUUAAGUUUCUGGAAACACUUCAUAUUCUCAUUUUGAUUCCUGUAGUUUUUAAGGCCAGCUUGAAUGUGUGAUUAUACAGCAUAAUAUAAUCUUCUCUGACUGGAAGAUUCAGCGCCUUUUUUAUUUUUUACUUAACCCAGUUAAACUUGAAUGUGUGUACAUUUUAGUACUGUAUAUAUAUCUUGUGCUGUAUUAAGUGAUUUCCUGUACUGGUUUCUUUUGACCUAUGAAAUGGUUGAUUCUGGAGUGUUCUAAAAAGGGUAACACUACAUGGGGGGAUUCAAACAUCGUUGCAUUCUCAAUCACUUUACCUGUUAACUCAGGUAAUUCUGAUGUAGCCCAUACAUUUACUUACACAAACUCUUACUCCUGUUUUUGCACUGCUAAAUGAGGCCUAUUUUUCUAUAAUUUUCUCAUGAGCUGCUCUUUUUUUUUGUUGUUGCCUUUAGCUCUUACAUUCCCUGAGAGAAUUGUUUGUAAAAAUUACUAUAAAACAUAUCAAGAAUAUGAUUUCCGCACAAGCUACAUUUCCUUUCUGUGAACUUUUUUUUUCAUACUGUGAAAUGUCACAUUUUUACAGUCACAAAUGAUGACCUGUUACAACAAAAUCCUUCAAGCUCAUUUCCAAGAGCAAUAAGCCACUUUGUUCCGUUGUCGCACAGUGCUGUUAAAUCUAAUUUGUAGCAGGUAUCAAUCAGGUUGGUACCUGCAGUGAAGUUAACUUCAUUUUUUGCUUGCAUUCUGACUUGCUCAGCAUCUCCCUGUUUUGGCAGGUUUUCAAUUUUGCUGAUCAUUUAAAAGAAUUGACCUCAGUGAUGCAUGUUUCUCUGUGAUAUUACGGUCUGUGACUUCAGUUUUGCUGGCUGAUGUCCCUGUCCAUCUAAAAUUUGCUGGACAUUCCUUGUGUGUGUGUGCACAUGUACACUUCUUGAUUACAGGGACCUUAGAAAAAUGACGAUUUAAGACCAAGCAAUCCUUAUUUGGGAGAAAAAUCAUCCAGGGACAACAAAAUAGUUCAGCAUUCACAGUCAUGAAGUUUUUGUGACAACCUUUGAGGUGUGAGAGGUUGCAGGCAGUCCUCUUGGAAAGGAAGAGGUGCCAGCUGCCUGAACUGGUGAAAGUAUUAGGAUUCACACUGGGUCUCUAGACCCAGGAGGCCAGAGUGAAAUACCUAACAACAAUGUGUUUCCACAGUGAUUUCCCCACACAUGCACUACCAUUUGCCUGGCCCCUUGAGGCUGACUCUCAGUCUAGAGGUACCUUACAGCAGUCCUUACUAGGUCAGAAAUAUCUCAUGAAGGGAAUCCCUGAAGUCUCCUAGAUAGACAGUGCCAUAAAGAGCAGCGCUGUCUAUAACCCGUGGCCCAAUCUGACCACGUAGGUUUUGUACGGAGACCUAUGCUCUUCAGUUUGAUCAAAACCAACUUCUACAGACUUUCUGCAGCUGGCUCCCUUCCCCCCCCUAUUUCACUGCACUUAGUGUAGCAGAUAAUACAGUAACCAGUGAGAGUAUUUCCUGCCAUUUUUCUCUUCAUUUAAUUCUCUGGGAUCAAUCCUGAGCCCUACAUGCUAAUGGGGGGACUUCUUCAUUAAAAAAAAAGACUCUAGUUCAAACCUAAAUCAAGUAUUACAGAGGCCUCAGAUCUCUGGUCUAGGCUUGCCUGACCAAAGUUGUAAUUAUUUAAAAAUGGGUACGUCUUCUCCAGUUCCAAGUCAGGAGGGGAAGUUCUCACCUAGCUGAAUAAACCGUGCACUUAAAGUAUAUUUAUUUUAAUACCUGGAUAUGUAUUCCCUUGAAGCCUUCCCACUCCAUCUGCACUGCUUGAAUAAAGAAGUGUUACUGAAUCAGCCUAAAGCUGCUCCACUCUGUAGUGAGCUGAUCAGUGGGAUUCACUGACCUCAGUAAAAGAUGCUUGCGCUCCACAGGUGGUUGCUCAGGUGAGGUGAGAUAUUUGCAUCUGGACAGUAGAGAGUAACAGGAAAAGGAGGAAUAGAGAAUCCUGGGUGUGCAACAGAUGUCAUCAUGGGGGAAGAGAGGGUGGACUUUCAAUUUCUAUCUCUGUACAUAAUGCACUUGACAUGAUGAUAAACUCUGUACUUUUAAUGUUUGAAAGUUACGUUUCUCCGUAAAGUGAGAAAUGAAUGGAAAAACUGUUUCUAUGCUGUAAUCUUCCUGACACAUUGUUCUAAGUAUAUAUAUGUAUAAAUUUACAUAUGUUCCUGAAUUCAAUUUAAAAGUUUCUAUUUAUGAAAAUUGCUUUUCUUUUCCCAGUCCCAGGCCAGUUCAGUUUCUCUAUGUAUCAUUGUCCUUUUAUAGUACACCCAUGUAGAAGGGGGCUUAUCGUAUUCUAUAUUUGAUAGUGCCAGUAAAAAAAAUUUUUGACUAAAAAAAGUUCAAGCAUGUCAGGUGUUUUGCAAGCAGAGCAUUGCCCAUUUGAAGCCAGUAUACCUAGCCCUACUUGGACUGCUUCUUGUCCAGUAUCCCUUCUGGGCACAAAAGGUAAUUGCUAUAGUGUUAAAGGCCAGUCUUGGAAUAGUGUUAGGCUUUCUCCCAUUUCUUCACUUUGAGGCAUUAUAAUUCCCUUUUUAUCUUCUGAUAUACUGAGCCAGUGCUUUCUCCACUCUCCUUGCCUGCCUGCCAGAUGAUCCCUCUACCUACAGGAUAUUUAUAGCACUUUCCCUCUGAUGGGAGGGCAGGUGUGGAGAGUGUUUUUUCUGAGGGUGCAAUGAAGCCAGCAAGAGGGGAGCACUUAGAGAGCAUUAUGACUGGCAGCCUUAUUGAGACCAAGCAAAUAGGCAGCAUUCACAGUUGCAUCUGCGUUUACUGCCUUACAGUAGCAAGUGCUGCCUUCAUAGUGCUGAGUAGCUCCUGUGGAAUAUUGUCGCCUCAGUCCCAUUCUUGCCGUAGCUAGAGUUGUUUAGCAUUUAGCUGAGCUACACUUUUUUGUUGCAUAUUUUGAUGAUAGUAAAGCAACAUGCAUAUGUAAUUACUGAAGUGAUGGCAUUUUUAUUUUGCAGUUAGUGCAACUGCUGCAGCACUUCUGCUGUCAGUGAGUUAGAGUUUGCAGAUUUCUUGUGCAGACAGUUUUAUUCUCUGCAUGUAAAGUUGUGACUUCUGAUCAGAUUGUACUGCAAACUCUAUUUCAUAAAAGAGUGAGAAAUAUAUAGAACUGAAGCAUUCUGCUUUUUACAGAUUGAAGGAGUAGCUACACACAAUACUUCAACAACCUGUUAUUUCAGUUAGUUGGCAUAGACUGAGACCAUUUUAGGAUACUGAAGUCUUUACUUAUUCAUACAAUUAAUCAAGUUUAUUGACUGCAUAUUUAACUGGAGUAACUCCAUGGCAUUCAUUGUUAUUGGCACUCCUGAUGGUGCCUCCUAACCAGAAGUGUCCAUAAGUAGUUUUGUUGCCUUCUUUUUCUUGGAGUACAUUACAAAACUGUAAAUACUUUUUGCAGUACUGCCUUUUUAACUCCUAAUUACUUUGGGCGCAGUGUUAUAUAGUGUUGGAAUUACCCAAUUGCUAUGACAUAUAUUUUUAUACAUAGGUGUACUCUUUUUUUGAGAGUAGUACAGCCAUUUAAUCAUUAAUGCCUUAUAUCAGUGUCAUACCGCUGUUGCUCUUUGUUUGGUUUGUCUGUGGGAUAUCCAGUGGACUAAUUUUUAGGUCAAAUAUUUUCACUUUCAUAACAGUGCUCAAGUUGGAUUAAUAGGA
Messenger RNA from Alligator sinensis (Chinese alligator), 8207 nucleotides. It is a transcript of the gene ARNT2, whose product is annotated as aryl hydrocarbon receptor nuclear translocator 2. The coding region runs from base 2128 to 4047 and encodes 639 amino acids. Gene Ontology annotation, cellular component: nucleus; transcription regulator complex; cytoplasm. The transcript is spliced from 17 exons. Gene Ontology annotation, molecular function: RNA polymerase II cis-regulatory region sequence-specific DNA binding; DNA-binding transcription factor activity, RNA polymerase II-specific; protein dimerization activity. The record is from RefSeq and is a predicted model, not a curated record. Gene Ontology annotation, biological process: regulation of transcription by RNA polymerase II. NCBI's taxonomy places the organism in Eukaryota, Metazoa, Chordata, Crocodylia, Alligatoridae.